UAUAAAUUAUUUGUUGACACUUUCAUCGAGUAACCGAGUACCUGAGUAAUUUAUAUCUCUAUACAAUACUAAUUUCAUUUUACACAAUGCGAAAAUAGCUAAUGUAGCUGCAAUUGCUACAUAAUAAUUUUCUUUUCCAUAAAAUUUUUGUAAAAUUCGGGAAAAGUUUUAAGUUUGUGCUAGUUGAAAUCUAAUAAACAAGUGCGGGCACGAUGUCUGUGCAUUAUAAAUUCAAAAGUACUCUCGAUUAUGACACCAUAACGUUUGAUGGUCUACAUAUAUCGGUGGCGGAUCUAAAGAAAGCCAUUCUGCAGCAGAAGCGUCUCAGUAAAAUUACUGAUUUUGAUUUACAAAUUAUUAAUGCCCAAACUAAGGAAGAAUAUCAACAUGAAUCCAGUUUGAUACCUAAAAAUACCUCGUUAAUAAUAUCGCGUGUACCGGUGGCCAAUCAAACAAAAAAGUCAUGGGAUCCAACGAGUAGACCAGUGCAACCUAGAAUACCAUCUAAAGUGGAAUCAGCUGACUUUGAUUUGUCGAAAAUGGAAGGUAGCGAGGAGGAUAAGAUUCAAGCUAUGAUGUUACAAAGUACUGCUGAAUAUGACCCCAAAAGUUAUCAAAAAAUUAGAGGCUACUCGCAAACAGGCGAGGUUCCGUCAACUUAUCGUUGUAACAAGUGUAAAAAAGGAGGUCAUUGGAUUAAAAAUUGCCCUUACAUUAUAAGUAAGGAACAUACGGUGGAAAAAAGGACGACUGGAAUACCAAAAUCGUUUAGAGACAAAGAUGACAGGGCAUUGAUGAUCGAAAGUCAGGAACCAGUUGUGGAAGAGGAUAAGAAACAGGAAAUUCCAGAGGACCUAAUAUGUGGCAUUUGUAAUGAUUUAUUUGUGGAUGCCGUAAUGAUACCUUGUUGUGGCAGUUCUUUUUGUGAUGAUUGUGUACGAACAGCAUUACUCGAAUCUGAGGAUAAUGAGUGUCCCGACUGCAAGGAAAAAGGCAGUUCACCUGGAUCAUUAAUACCGAAUAGAUUUUUAAGAAAUUCCGUUAAUGCCUUUAAAAAUCGUACCGGUUACAAAGCCAGUAGUCAGGUGAAAAAGGAAUUAAAUCAACAACCCAAGGAAGAACUAGAGGCCAAACAACCUGAGAAUUUAAAUGAUAAGGAGCAGGAUAAAGAGUUACCGACUACAAAAACAGAAGAGCCCGUGGCUGAUGUAGAAGAAAAAGUUAAUAUAGAUUCUGAUAGCAGAGAAAAUAAGGAAGUAGAUACCGAAUCAUUGACACAACCAACAGAGGAACCAACUGCCGAUUCAAAUAUUGAAAGCAUUGAAGUUAGGCAUAAAACAUCUAAUGUCAAUAGCAGUCCGGCUCAUGAAGAUUCCGAUUAUGAAGACAAUAUUGUUGUAACAGUUCCAUCAGCAUCGGAUACUCGCACAGAAAAAUAUCUUAGUCGACGACACACUUCACAUCCUAAACCUCCGGGUAUUGAGCAAAGUUCUCCGAAAAAUAAGCAUCAGGUAUCUCCUUAUCAACAGGAAAGUAAUUCUCAUAGAACCAGUGAGACCUCUAGCCAUUCUGCUAAGGAAUGGGAAAAUUCAUCUCGAGAAAAAGUUCGUGAUCAUCACGAAAAUGCCAAUAAUGAACAUUACAUGUAUGAAAAGAGUAGAGCCAUGCCGCCGUCUAAAUCAAUAGAUAAUGUGCAACCACCCGGAGCUAAUCCGGUACCAGUUCCUUUGUAUCCUUCUCAUCAACCAUACGAAAUGCAACAACAACGACCAAUAAGGCCCAUGAAUAUGCAUCCAGGAUUCCAUAAUCAUAUGCACCGACCGCCUCUAUAUCCACAUCCAAAUAUGCCUCCUCAUCAUCCACCACAUCAAAUGCGUUUACCAAUGCCGCCCAUAAAUUCAUACGACCCAACUUAUAAUCAAAUCGGCAAUGUGGCACCAGGAUAUCAACGUUUUCCCUCUGCGAUGCCGAAUCGCUUUAAUUAUCCUAUUAGAGAGGCAGAAGCACCAAAUCAAAUGCGCCCCUUUAAUAAUAUUGCUUCUGUUUAUGAGGAAGUGGCCGCUAAAGUUGGAGUGGGGAUAAUUGAUGAUCCUUUGGAAGCAUUUAACCGCAUUAUGAAGGAAAAAGAAAAAAAGAAAGAUGAACGACGUUCUCCCGACCGUCGCCGUAGAUCAAAGGAACGACAUGUAAGGGGUAAUUUUCGCACAUCUCCCUAUAACAAUCGCACAAAAGAUCACGGCUAUCACGAUAAAAGAGGACGUUCGCGCGAUCGAGAUAAUGACCGUCGGUGGCCUCGUUACGGAAAACCCAUGGAUAAGGAGCGAGAACGUGAAAGAGACCGUGAUAGAGAGAGGGAGCGUGACCGAGAGCGUGAAAAAGAUCAAGGCUAUAGAACUAGACGUUCAAAAUCUUUAGAUAGAAGUUCAAGAUCAAGAUCUCUUUCUCCUCCCGUCAAAAGGUAUAGAUCACCACAAAACACUAAAAUACAUAAUGUGCACGAAAAACAUCAACACCACUACCAUCAGAAAUUUAGACUGGAUGAACAACAAGAAGAAGGGCUUGAAAGGCAAAGAAGAGAUUCUAAUAGGACAUUGACAAAUCCUCCAAAAUCGUUGGAUCCCAGAGGCGGAAGUAGACAACAUUUAGACCAUGAAGAUAAGAAUAUGGAACUCCGGAGACCAUAUAACAUAAAUGAUGAAAACUCAGAACCACCGCCUCCAGGUUUUGAAGUGCAAUCAUCACGUAAUCCAUUCCACAGCAAUAAUACUUCUCCGCCGCCGGCUGCUAUAAGAGAAAGAGAUCGACCGCUGCGUAACAACACUCCAGAUCUCUACGAAAAAUGUGUCUCACAAGAUAUGGAAGAAAACAAAUUGUACAAUAUUGGCAGCAAAAGUGAUCAGAGAUCGGGAAGCAGGUCUCACACUCGUUCAAGAUCUCGUUCGCGAUCGAGCUUAAGAUUAAGUGAGAAACGUCGAAAGGUUCAUAGGAGUAUGACACCAAAAGGAAAGCCAAGCGAUGGACACACAAAACGGGAAAAGGAUAAUACAUCAACUACCAGAAGUCACUCGCACAGUAAGCGUAAAAGCGAAGAGCGACACAGUAAAAAGGACAAGGAGCUAAACGACCAUGAGUCAAAGCGACGCAGUAUGACACCACCCAGACAAAAAGAUACGCAAAGUGACCAACAUCAAACAUCUUCUGAAACCGACCACAAAGAAAAAUCAGAAAGCAAAAAAUCCGACAAAAAACUCAAGGAUCGAAAGAAGAAACGAAGAGAGAAGAGUGAACGUAAAAAGGUCAAAAAAGAAAAGAAAUCAAAAAAGGAACGUCACAGACUUAAGUCAGAAGAUGCGAGCAAAGAUGAUGAAAAUGAUGAAUGUAAUACUAGCACUAAUAGUACUGAAAACCAAAAUGAGCAGGAAAACAAAUUAGAAAAGGAAUCUAAGGAACAUCAAAAAGGGGACUUCGAAGAAGAUGUGGGCGAAUAUCAAAGUAUAGAAAAAGUUUUAGGUAAUAACUCUACGCCAAAAACUGAACAAAAUGGUUCAGUUGUACAUCAGGGUGAAAGUACUCCUAAGAACCAGCAACCAACAACAGAAUACGAGGAGAAAACACCCACGUCAUCGGAUAUAAAGUGUUUCGAUGCUGUCCUAGAUAUUCAUGAAUACGAAACAGAUUUUGAUGACAACAGUUUCAAACUGCAGGAGAGCGCAAAUAAACUUGUACCCGAAGCAUCCAAGUGGGAACUGGAAGAACAGGUUGGCGCAACAAACCAAUAUAAUGAAGCCAACACAGACGGUGCCCAUACACAGAACAAUGCGGACAACAAAGUAACCAAUGACGUAAUUGUACGAGCUGAAAAGGCCAUUUUUGCGCGAGCUAUUAACGCUAUUCGUCCUCUAGAAGUACGUAAAAAAUCUUUAUCUAAAGAAAGAUCCUCCAAAUGCUAUAGUGACGAUCACGAAAGCAUUCGUAAUAUACAAAUAACUUUGCCUGUAAAUAUCAAUAAAGAUCGUUCGGUCGAGGUAAAAACUGAAAACAAUGAAAAGAAGAAAUCCAUUAAGGAUCGUUUGGGCAGCAAGAUAAGUCAGCCAAUUUUUUCACAGCUUGCUGAUACCCGAAGAGAAACGGAACACACGUACAAAUCUAGCUAUGGCAAUGCCGAUCGCGACGCAGACAGUGAUCGACGAAAAAAGAGUAGUACGGAUAGUAAAGUGAGCAGCAAAAAGAGUGAAAUCGACAAAAACUACCGUGAACGUCAUGGAAAAGAUAGAGACAGGGAAAGAAGUCAUGAAAAGGAGAAAACGAGGGAAAACAAAGAUAGAGAUAAAGACAGAGAACGGGAAAGGGAGAAAGAUAAAGAUAAGGAGAGGAACAGGGAAAGAGACAGAGAACGGGAAAGAGACAGGGACAGGGAGCGUGGCAAAGAUAAAGAACGAGAGCGACAUAGGGAUAAAGAUAAUGUAGACAAGGAUAGAGAUCAUGAUAAAGAUAAAGAUAGAAAUCGUGAACGUACUCGAGACCGUCACGGUCAUGAACCCGAUAUCGACCGCAGCAGACUAAAUAGCAAAAGUAGGGAUCACAAAACUUCAAAAACUGAUAAAGCCCAUCAUAGUUCUGAGCGAGAACAUCGCGAAUACGAUAAUACUUCACGUAAACGACAUCACUCAACUUCACCUGCUGUUGUCCAAAGAAAACGUAGUCCUUCCUCCUCAAAUACCGAUUCAGAUGAUGAAGAUCGCAAGCGAAAACAUUCAAAAAGUGACAAAAAAUCACGCAAACGAUCAGAGACUCCGGACAGUGAUGGCGGCAAAAAGUCAAGCAAAAAGAAAAAUAAAUCAGACAAGAAAAAGAAGAAGAAAAGCAAGAAAUAAAAGGAGUCGUGGAAUUAUUUUUCAACAAGAACAACCACAACUCACAUCCCCAUAUAAAUACAUACACACAUAAAUGCUCAUAUUCAGCAUUUAAAUAAAAAAAAAAAACACAUACAAAUGAAAUUUAUAAAGUACAUAUAUACAUACAUAUAUAAUUUAAUAAAUAUAUAUAUAU
This is a messenger RNA of Lucilia cuprina (Australian sheep blowfly), 5049 nucleotides long. RefSeq names its product E3 ubiquitin-protein ligase RBBP6 (gene snama). Gene Ontology annotation, molecular function: ubiquitin protein ligase activity; nucleic acid binding; zinc ion binding. The transcript is spliced from 13 exons. Gene Ontology annotation, biological process: mRNA processing; ubiquitin-dependent protein catabolic process; protein ubiquitination. Gene Ontology annotation, cellular component: nucleus. The record is from RefSeq and is a predicted model, not a curated record. Bases 213 to 4874 code for a protein of 1553 amino acids. Lineage: Eukaryota; Metazoa; Arthropoda; Insecta; Diptera; Calliphoridae.